Messenger RNA from Hippocampus comes (tiger tail seahorse), 1794 nucleotides. It is a transcript of the gene qrsl1, whose product is annotated as glutaminyl-tRNA amidotransferase subunit QRSL1. Lineage: Eukaryota; Metazoa; Chordata; Actinopteri; Syngnathiformes; Syngnathidae. The record is from RefSeq and is a predicted model, not a curated record. The transcript is spliced from 11 exons. Gene Ontology annotation, cellular component: glutamyl-tRNA(Gln) amidotransferase complex; mitochondrion. Gene Ontology annotation, molecular function: glutaminyl-tRNA synthase (glutamine-hydrolyzing) activity. The coding region runs from base 104 to 1666 and encodes 520 amino acids. Gene Ontology annotation, biological process: glutaminyl-tRNAGln biosynthesis via transamidation; mitochondrial translation.
CAUUCUUACGACACCCGGACUUUCCAAACAAACAUGGCAGCCCUCCGAUGCCGUAUACCGUUGUGAAGGUUGACUGCGAAAAAAUCCUGAGCGUAUCGGAAAUAUGCUCAACCUGACUUUACGAGAGGUUUCCAUUGCAUUCAGAGAGCGAAAGAUCUCCCCAACUGAGCUGUGUAGAAAAUGCUUGAACCGCAUCAAGAAGAACCAGCAUCUAAAUGCUUACAUCACGGUGACGGAGGAAUUGGCCUUGAAGCAGGCUCAUGAAGCUGAGACCAGACUACUACAAGGUACCUCUAAGGGUCCUCUGGACGGAAUCCCAUUUGCAGUCAAAGACAACUUUAGCACGAGGGACGUCAAGACCACAUGUGCUUCGAGAAUGCUGAAAGACUACACUCCCCCAUACAAUGCCACAGUAGUCCAGAAGCUGUUUGACCAAGGUGCUCUUCUCCUUGGGAAGACCAACAUGGACGAAUUUGCUAUGGGUUCGGGCAGUACUGAUGGCGCAUUUGGACCAGUGAGGAACCCGUGGAGCUAUGCUACUCCCUACUGUGAGAGGACAGGAGCGGCACAAGACUCUGACUGGGUUAUCUCAGGAGGAAGUUCAGGAGGAAGCGCAGCAGCUGUCGCCUCCCUGACCAGUUACCUCGCUUUAGGGUCGGACACGGGUGGUUCCACCCGUAACCCAGGCGCGCUGUGUGGCGUUGUGGCUUUGAAGCCAACGUAUGGACUGCUGUCGAGACAUGGCCUCAUACCGCUGGUCAACUCCUGUGAUGUUCCAGGCAUUUUGGCACGAAGUGCCAGCGACGCAGCCAUUAUUUUAGGUAUUCUCCAAGGCAUUGACACAAAAGACUCCACAACGAUUCCUGCACCCCCAUCGCCAACAGAGCUGCCUGAAAAUUUCGACGUCAAGAACCUCUGCAUAGGCAUCCCAAAGGAGUUCUACGCCCCUGGACUGUCCGAGGAGACCGCUGUACAGUGGAGUCGGGUCGCCGACAUGUUUGAGAAAUCUGGUGCGCGUGUGGAGCAAGUGUCCCUCCCCCACAGCCACUAUUCCAUUGCGUGUUACCACGUCCUGUGCUGUGCUGAGGUGGCAUCGAACAUGGCGCGUUUCGAUGGCCUCCAGUAUGGCCAUCGAAGCGAAGUGGACAGUUCCACAGAGGCCAUGUAUGCCACCACACGACACGAGGGGUUCAAUGACGUUGUGAGAGGAAGGAUAUUAUCUGGAAACUACUUCCUGCUCAAACAAAACUACGAGCACUACUUUGUGAAGGCCCAGAGGGUUCGUCGGCUGAUUGCAGACGACUUCAACCGCGUGUUCAGCUCGGGUAUUCACAUGCUGCUGACACCCACCACUCUCUCAGACGCUGCACGUUACGCCGACUUCACACAAGAAGACAAUCGAACACGCAGCACGCAGGAGGACAUCUUCACCGUUCCCGCCAACAUGGCAGGUCUCCCUGCUGUUUCUGUGCCGGUGACCUUAUCCAGAAGAGGCCUUCCCAUUGGCUUACAACUCAUCGGCCCCGCCUUCCGAGACAAGAAGCUGCUGAGUGUUGCCCAGUGGAUCGAACAAAGGGUUGGGUUUCCCCCCAUCGGUGACUUUGAGGAAUCUAACAUAAGACAGAGUUCCAGUUACGAUAUUAGUUUUGCCCAGGGGCAGAGAUGAUUAGAUGUAGUAGUUGAAGGUUGAAAGUUGUAAUUAACUUAAAGAAAAAACCUUCAAAGCCAUUUAUACAUUUCCUGUAAAGAGGAACAGCCAGCCACAGAAAUCAGGUUUUUGGCCUUUAACCCUUU